AUGGUAAAUAAUUUGGUCGCCGGAGAGCCACACCACCACCACCAUUAUUUAGACAACCACCAGAUAUCUUGUAGGUUGGAGGUGGCAGUCCCUGGUAGGGUUGUUUUUGUUUGGGUUUUCCAACGAAGAAAUAGGGAUGGAGGAAUGGAAGCUAUAUACUGCUCUCGCAUACAUGAAAAGCAUCCUUUCGGAUAUUCAUCUACGGAGAAAAUCCGCAGGAGUUGUCGUUUUCCGCUUGUGUUAUUGGAGCUAUCGUUGGUUCUUGUGCUUACACAUAUUAUCCGUCACCUUCUCAAACCUCUCAAACAACCACGAGUUAUAUCCGAGAUCCUUGGUGGCAUGAUUGUUGGACCAUCUUGCUUAAGCCGUUACAAGAAGUUUGCGAACUGGAUCUUCCCAGGCCAAUCGGCGUACAUAUAUCGGAAUAUUGGUACAUUUGCUUUCAUGUAUUUCAUGUUCUUAUCCGGGGUGAAGAUGGACCUCCUCAUGAUAAAAAAAGCAACAAAAAAGCAAUGGUAUAUCGGCAUGGUUGGUAUGGUUGUACCUACGGCAGCAACAGCAUUGGUUGCUGUAUGUGUCAGAAAUUCUUUAGGCCCUGAAAUGAUGAAAGUUUCUUCGAUUUGGGGUAUAAGUGCAUCCCUAGCUAUAACAGCUUUCCCUGUUCUCCACCCCAUCAUGAGAGAACUCAACCUUUUGAGCUCUGAUAUAGGUCGAAUGGCAUUAGCUACGGCUGUUAUUGGUGACGUGGUCGGAAUUAAUGGGCUCGUCGCAUUUGAGAUUGCUAAACAAGCGGAAGGUCGGCCCUUGGCGCCAUUGGGAUACGCCAUGUCUGGGCUAUUCUUUUCUGUAAUUAUCUUUGGUGGGGUUCGAUUGUUGAUGUUUUGGAUCAUUAAGAUAACACCAGAAGGGAAACCAGUUGAGCGUUACGUAAUUUCGAUCUUAGCAGGAGUUCUAGCGGUGGCGUUCUUGACUGAUAUGCUUGGGCUCGCCAUAGUUAAUGGUCCAUGGUAUUUGGGUCUGGCGAUCCCUGAUGGCCCACCGUUAGGAUCUACCUUGACCCAUAAGUGUGAAUCAAUUUGUUCUGAAAUAUUGAUGCCAUUUGCAUAUUUAAACAUCGGCUUGAUGACAGAUGUGUUUGCCAUGAGGGAUGAUUGGUCGAAAUUGCAGCCUUUGUUUUUUUGUAGCGUUACUGGAUAUUUAACGAAAUUUGUGUCAACUUUACUGGUUACUCGAUUCUUUGACAUGUCCAUGAGAGAUGGGGUGACCUUGAGUUUGAUAAAGAGCUUGAGAGGUCAAGUCGAGCUUUUGCUUUUUAUACACUGGUUGGACUUUCAGAUGAUCGGGAUUCCACAGUUUACUAUGUUUGUACUUUUGACAACGGUGAUGACGGGAAUAGCAUCGCCGUUAAUCAACAUAGUCUACAAUCCAAAUAGGCCAUACAUGAUCAAUAAACGACGAAACAUCCAACAUACUCCUCCUAACACCGAACUCAACGUUCUGGUGUGCUUCCUUGAUGAAGAAAGUGUUCCAGGAAUGAUCCACCUUCUAGAAGUUUCUAACCCAACAGUACACAGUCCUUUCUUAGUAUACGCUCUUCAUCUUGUCGAGCUUGUGGGCCGAGCUGCUCCCAUGUUCAUCGAUCAUACAGGAGAACCCAAAGAAAAUGAUAAAAAGAGCCAAAAGGAUUACAGCGGGGCUGUACAUAAAUCCUUUCAAACUGUCCAUGAAACCAGGGGUGAUGUUAUUAAGGUUCACUCGUUUACCUCGGUAGCACCAAAAAGAAGCAUGUACCAAGAUGUUUGUGAGCUUGCUUUGAACAGGAAAGCAUCUUUGAUAAUAUUACCGUAUAAUAUGUCCCCAAUGAGAGGCUUAGCAGGGACAGAUAUGAUUCAAAACAGUGUGAAAUCUUUGAACUACACUGUGUUGGACCAUGCACCAUGCUCGGUGGCCAUGUUAGUCGAUAAGGGGGAUUUCAGGGCACCCACAAACCUACGCAUGUCUGUGACACUACAAUACCAUUUCGCAAUGCUUUUUCUAGGUGGAGCAGACGCAAGGGAAGCAUUGGCGUGUGCUGAUAGGAUGGCUGGGAAUCCGAAUGUUUCACUUACUGUGAUACGGUUUCUUGCGUAUAAUGGUGAAGGAGAUAAUGAAAUGGAAAAGAAGCUUGAUGAUGGGCUGGUGACUUCAUUUUGGGUGAAAUAUGAGGGGAAUGAGCAAGUGGCUUAUCGGGAGGUGGUGGUGAGAAAUGGUGAAGAGACUGUAGCAGCUAUUCGAGCCAUGAAUAGUGAGGAUUAUGAUCUUUGGAUUGUGGGGAGAAAACUGGGGGUUAAUCCGAUUUUGAUCGAAGGUUUGUCGAGUUGGAGUGAAAAUUUGGAGCUUGGAGUGAUUGGUGAUUAUGUUGCAUCUGUUGAUUUAGGGAGCACGGCUUCAGUUUUGGUAGUGCAACAACAGGUUUUACGAGACAAAGAGACCAAUUCUGGGGGAUUGCGAGGGCGAAUCUCUAGAUAUUUUAGUGAUAUUUUAUGUUUUUGA
This is a messenger RNA of Lactuca sativa (garden lettuce), 2532 nucleotides long. RefSeq names its product cation/H+ exchanger 24 (gene CHX24). The record is from RefSeq and is a predicted model, not a curated record. Gene Ontology annotation, biological process: regulation of pH; proton transmembrane transport. Gene Ontology annotation, molecular function: antiporter activity. NCBI's taxonomy places the organism in Eukaryota, Viridiplantae, Streptophyta, Magnoliopsida, Asterales, Asteraceae. Gene Ontology annotation, cellular component: membrane; endomembrane system.